CCCUCCUUCCGCCCUUGCGAGGAAACCCCGCGGCCGCUUUAACCCCUCCCGCCUUCCCUCAGGCCCCUUUCCGGCCGCGGCUCCGCGCUCGCCGCCAUGCCCCUCGCCAAGGACCUGCUGCACCCCUCGCCCGAGGAGGAGAAGAGGAAACACAAGAAGAAGCGGUUGGUGCAGAGCCCCAACUCCUACUUCAUGGACGUCAAGUGCCCCGGGUGUUACAAGAUCACGACCGUGUUCAGCCACGCUCAGACCGUGGUGCUCUGCGUUGGCUGCUCCACCGUCCUGUGCCAGCCCACGGGGGGCAAGGCUCGGCUCACAGAAGGCUGCUCCUUCCGACGGAAGCAGCACUAAUGGAUGCGGCACCACUGGGAUCCUCGCCCUGGCUCCGUGUUGAUCCCAAUAAAUUUUGGAUAAAAUAAGGA
Strigops habroptila (Kakapo) is the source of this 422-nucleotide messenger RNA. It is a transcript of the gene RPS27, whose product is annotated as ribosomal protein S27. Bases 97 to 351 code for a protein of 84 amino acids. Gene Ontology annotation, molecular function: structural constituent of ribosome; RNA binding. Lineage: Eukaryota; Metazoa; Chordata; Aves; Psittaciformes; Psittacidae. Gene Ontology annotation, cellular component: ribosome; cytosolic small ribosomal subunit. Gene Ontology annotation, biological process: ribosomal small subunit assembly; translation. The record is from RefSeq and is a predicted model, not a curated record. The transcript has 4 exons.